GUCCCUGAGCAGUCGCUCGAUGCUGAACCUCGAUCACCGUACCUACAUUGGCUCUUUGGCGAGAGUAGCGAGGUUUAUAUCUAUUCACGAUUGGUGGACGAUGAUUCCGACAACGUAGAUGAUGGUACUGGCUACACCAAGGCAGAUGCCGUGAUCAUGAAGGAGGUGGCCGCUUGGCUCGAGCUGCGUGAACACGAUGAGUUCUGGGUGUCAAAGAGCAGACAUGCUGGGCAGAUCUUCCUCCCUACAACCAGCCAACUCCUCGCACGACUAAAAGACUCAGAAUCUUCUCUGCCUUACACAGGCAACGGCGCCGAAGCGUUCGAUGCUCUUGUUCAAGCUAUCGCAUUGCAGCUAUUAGCAUCCUGCUACACCUUCCUUCCUGCCUCUAGUGCCAACCACCUGCCGCUGUUCCAGCAAAGGACUGGCAAAAGGCUCGUGACCGCACUGCGAGCGCACGCCUCAUUUCGUCUCUCUCCAGCUGCUGGGCAUCAUGCUCGCGCUUCGUCCGAGACCCAUGCGUGGCCUGGUCUCUACACAGGACCAGAGCCGGAGGAUACACUGGCAGAGACUGUCAGUCAGCGGCGACGCUUUGCAAAACGUAACAGCGGGUACGUCCCUAGCUUUGCAGCAAGCGGGUGGACAGAUGGUGCGAACGACCCGUAUCGUCGGAGACGCGGCUCAUCGUCCAGCUCAUCUUUCGAGACUGGCAUCUUCAGAAGGCUGACUUGCCAGCCAUCGACACCGAGAAAUCCACACAGCAAGCACAACGCCUUGUUCUCGAGGUUCCUUUUCUGCAAGAAGAAGGGGGAUCUCGAUCCUUCAGACAAACACCCGCGCAAGAAACCAUUCCAACCAGUUACUACACAGGCAGUACAACGCAUCCCGUCUGUGAUACGCCUACGGCAUACAGAGUCAAAUCCUCGCAUGGGAGCAGAUCCAAAUCCUAAGCACCCAACUUCUGAGUCAAGUCCCAAGCUUGUUCGCCAUACGAGCUCUGACCCGUCCAUCAGCAGCAAGUUCAGGUACAAGCUCGAUAUUCCAGAGAUCCGUCGUACAUCGGCCACACCGAACGCCAGUCACGAGGUCCAAACUCCAUUUUCAAUGAGAGGCGUUGGGAGAGGCGGCAUGAUCUCCGCACACAAAUACCCAGAAGAAACACAAAUGGAGAGACGACCCUCGAUAAGCCAGAUCACCAGACUCCCUCCCAUACCUUCAUAGACUGGAGGCCGAUCACUCUUCAGCGCACCGAAGCCGCAAGGAGAAGAUAACAACGAACAGGAUGGCGAUGACGUGUACUUCGACGUGGCAAGCCCAGUGUUGCUGCAAGACGACAAGUGCCGUGAAGAUGACGCCAAUGAUGAUCAACCGAAAUCCUCUAGCCUACACUACAAUG
This is a messenger RNA of Macroventuria anomochaeta, 1396 nucleotides long. RefSeq lists its product as uncharacterized. The record is from RefSeq and is a predicted model, not a curated record. Bases 157 to 1221 code for a protein of 354 amino acids. Lineage: Eukaryota; Fungi; Ascomycota; Dothideomycetes; Pleosporales; Didymellaceae. The transcript is spliced from 2 exons.